UCACACCCAUUGCAAAUUAGGGUUUAUCAGCUUAUCUUCUCCCCACCUCCUCCCUAAACUCUGAAUAGCAGAGGUUAAAGUGACGGCGCCACCGCUGUCCGCCUUGGCUUAGCACMAUCAACGCUCUGUCUUGGCCCUCGGUUUUGAUUACCAUCAUCUCUUCCGUUCAUUUAUAGGGUUUUUUUGGUUGUUUCUGUUGUAAUCUUUUUCAACACUACAUAACAGUUUUAUAGCAGCAAUGGGGAAGGUUUCGAAGGCUGACAAGAAGAUAGCUUACRAUCAGAAACUAUGCCAACUUCUCGAUGACUACACGCAGAUCCUUGUGGCGGUGGCUGAUAAUGUCGGUUCCAACCAGCUUCAGAACAUUCGACAUGGUCUUCGAGGCGAUUCUGUUAUCCUUAUGGGCAAAAAUACUAUGAUGAAACGAUCUGUCAGGAUGCACUCUGAGAAGACUGGAAACAAGKCCUUUUUGAAUCUCAUCCCUCUUCUUGUUGGAAAUGUUGGUUUGAUCUUUACCAAGGGUGACUUGAAGGAGGUUCGUGAGGAAGUUGCCAAGUACAAGGUGAAGUUCUUACUUGUUAUUAUUCAGUUGUCAGCAAGAUUUAAUUGAUUUUGAACAAAUAUUGGUCUGGAUUUUUGAUGUACAUUGCAGGAUGAAGUAUUGGGGAAAAAGUUUAAAUCUU
Messenger RNA from Cynara cardunculus var. scolymus (artichoke), 683 nucleotides. RefSeq names its product 60S acidic ribosomal protein P0-2-like. The transcript is spliced from 2 exons. NCBI's taxonomy places the organism in Eukaryota, Viridiplantae, Streptophyta, Magnoliopsida, Asterales, Asteraceae. Gene Ontology annotation, biological process: ribosomal large subunit assembly; cytoplasmic translation. Gene Ontology annotation, molecular function: structural constituent of ribosome; large ribosomal subunit rRNA binding. The record is from RefSeq and is a predicted model, not a curated record. Gene Ontology annotation, cellular component: cytosolic large ribosomal subunit. Bases 239 to 610 code for a protein of 123 amino acids.